Molecule: messenger RNA, 557 nt
Organism: Teleopsis dalmanni
Lineage: Eukaryota; Metazoa; Arthropoda; Insecta; Diptera; Diopsidae
Exons: 4
Coding region: 89-478 (129 amino acids)
Biological process (GO): septate junction assembly
Source: RefSeq, a predicted model, not a curated record
AACUGACAGUUAUAGUAAAAAGUUAUAGAAUUUUAUUUAAAAGUCCGUAACUGAAUUUUAAAAUAGUUGUAAUUUUAAAAAGUUAGCAAUGGAGGUUACAAUAAUCUUUAUCCUAAAAUUAAUUGAACUGGCUAUAACAGUGGCUUGUAUUGUCUUGUGGGAAAUAAUAGGGUUUCUGUCUACUGAAAUAUUGCUAGUUAUCGGUACUAUUGCGGGUUACGCUAUCAUUUGCGCCAUUUUUACAAUUGGUUACAUCUUUAAUUCGAUGGCACCCAAACUUUUGAAUAUUUUAUUUUCUGUUGUCGGUUGUAUUCUGUUUAUUGCAUCAGGAAUUGAUGUAAUUCUAGAGUGGGAGAGCGAUGAAUUUGCUGGAAGUAACCGAGUUUGUGGCCUGACUGCUGGAGGUCUGAUGAUUAUUAACAGCGUUGUAUUUUUAUGGGAAGCAAUACUUCUUCAUAGGGGAGGAAGUGUUGACUAAUCAAAGAAUGGCUUUUUGUAUCCCAAAUUUUUAGUCUUAGUCGAAUUUGAUUUUUUCGAAAAAUUAAAAUCAUUUGAUU